This is a messenger RNA of Diospyros lotus (date-plum), 711 nucleotides long. Its product is annotated as dirigent protein-like. The transcript has a single exon. Lineage: Eukaryota; Viridiplantae; Streptophyta; Magnoliopsida; Ericales; Ebenaceae. The record is from RefSeq and is a predicted model, not a curated record. Bases 37 to 606 code for a protein of 189 amino acids.
UCCCUGUGCUUGAAGCUCUCCUCCCUAUACCCAGCAAUGGCAGGCAAAGCCAGAAGCUCGCUCCUCUCGGCCCUCUUCCUCGUCCUCCUCUUCUUCGGAUCCUCGGCAUCUCCUCCUCGUACUCUCCGAGCUCGACGCCCCUGCAAGAGGCUGCUCUUCUACUUCCACGAUAUUCUCUACAACGGCCACAACUCCAAGAACGCAACCUCGGCCAUCGUCGGCUCGCCGGCGUGGGGCAACCUCACCAAACUGGCCGGACAGAGCCACUUCGGCAACGUGGUCGUGUUCGACGACCCCAUUACGAUGGACAACAACCUGCAUUCGACGCCGGUGGGAAGAGCUCAAGGCUUCUAUAUCUACGACAAGAAGGAUAUCUUCACGGCCUGGCUCGGAUUCUCGUUCGUUUUCAACUCGACGGAGCACAACGGCAGCAUCAACUUCGCCGGAGCGGACCCGCUGAUGAACAAGACGAGGGAUAUAUCGGUGGUCGGCGGCACCGGCGACUUCUUCAUGACGAGAGGGGUGGCGACGCUGAGCACCGAUGCGUUUGAAGGGGAAGUGUAUUUCCGGCUGUUCGUUGACAUCAAGUUGUAUGAGUGUUGGUAGCCAUGGCUGACAAUUUCAAUGUGGUGCUCUUUGGCUCUUCAUUUGUGUUCUUGUUCAUCUUUCAUGUGUUUAAUUUGGUGUAGCUCUGUUGAUUUCUUUGUUUAA